GUCUGGCAUGGAAAGAUAAGUUUUCAGUCAUUCAUAGAGUCCAAGUAAACAAAGCUCGGCUGCUCAACUUGCGCUGGAGCUUCGGAAGUUCAUAGCCGGCCGGAGGAUUCAGACGUUUUGAUUUCAGGGACGAAGGAGAACUUCAUGUCUGACGUUCCAAAUUCAGAGAAUAAUAUUACUUCUUCUUCUUGAUCAUAUCUUUCCAGCUUGAGCUGGAGUGUUGCAGAUGGGCUUAGGACGUUCCUUCAUUAUCUGGGUUUUUGGGUUCAGUUGCUUUUUGGCGUUCGAGUUUGGAGCUGCUCAGAAUAAUGCGACUCUCGUGGCCGAUGAAGUGGCUGCAUUGCGUGAAAUAGCGAGUAGGUUGAACAAGAGCGACUGGGACUUCAACGUGGAUCCGUGCAACGACUGGAUCCGCGUCUCCAUUCUUGAAUACCAAAAUAACGUCACGUGCAACUGCUUCAACACCGAAUGCCACGUCACCAACAUAGUCCUCAAAGGUCAGGGUCUACCAGGGGUGCUUCCGCCAGAGCUGAUCAAGCUUCCUUACCUCAAAGAAAUUGAUCUCACUAGGAACUACCUAAACGGUACAAUCCCUCGGCAAUGGGGUUCUUCGAAGCUGGAAAUCAUCUCCCUUAUCGGCAACCGACUAUCGGGUUCGAUACCCAAAGAAAUUGGAAACAUCACCACUCUCAGAGAACUAGUCCUGGAGUCCAAUGGCUUGUCUGGAACUAUUCCUCCAGAGCUUGGGAGUCUGAUCAAUUUGGAGAGACUGCUACUUUCCUCAAAUAAUUUCACGGGGCAGUUGCCCGAGACAUUCUCUAAUCUGGCCAACUUGAGUGACCUUCGAAUAAGCGACAACCAGUUUAGUGGAAAGAUACCUAGUAUGAUACAGAAUUGGACAAGCCUCACAAAAUUAGUAAUGCAAGCAAGCGGUCUUCAAGGCCCCAUUCCUUCUGACUUCUCUGGUUUGACGAAAUUAAGCGAUCUGAGGAUUAGUGAUUUAAAUGGAUCAGAAAGUGUUUUUCCAAAGUUGAAUAAGGGCAUUAAGACACUGAUAUUGAGGAAUUGCAACAUUAAUGGAACUCUGCCUUCAGAAAUUACCAGCAUGACAACACUGAAAACCUUGGACCUCAGUUUUAACAGGCUAACAGGAGAAAUUCCCAGUACAUAUGAUGCCUUGUCAAGCGUGGAUUUUAUAUAUCUAAGUGCAAACUUGCUAAGUGGACCUGUGCCUGAUAGAUGGCUGCAAAGAGGAGAGGUCAUUGAUCUUUCCUACAACAACCUUACAGUACAAAACUCAGCUCCCUCUUGUCAACAACGGAAAUUAAACUUAUUCAGAACCUCCUCCUCUCUUGGAAAUAACUUAACUGGAGUUGUCUCAUGCUUGCGGUCUUCCCAGUGUCCAGAAAAAAAAUUGUACGAGCUUAAUAUAAACUGUGGUGGCCAAGAGUUAAACAUUAAUGGCACCAAAUAUGAAGCUGAUUCAGAUGCAGCUGGUCCUUCAAAUUACCAUGAAGUUAGUAACUGGGCCUUUAGCAGCACUGGUGAUUUCAUGGACAAUGGAAACAGUGAUAUCUAUGUUGGAACAUCAAAUCUGGCAAAUGACCUUGAACUGUACAAGAAUGCACGCAUUUCUCCACUCUCUUUCACUUAUAUAGGAUAUUGUCUUCAGGAUGGUAGUUACAAUGUGAACCUCCAUUUUGCGGAGAUCAUAUUUAGCAAUGAAAAAAACUAUAGCAGUCUUGGGAGGCGUGUAUUCAAUGUUUAUAUUCAGGGAAAUUUGGUGCUGGAAAAUUUCAAUAUCGUAGAUGAAGCGGGUGGAUCUAGGAAGCCAUUCAUCAAAAAAAUAGAUGAAGUAAAUGUAACAAGUGGCACUUUAGAAAUCCAUCUCUAUUGGGCUGGGAAGGGAUCAACAGCAAUACCUUCUAGAGGAACCUACGGUCCUCUUAUAUCAGCCAUUUCUGUAAAACCUAAUUUUAUACCUCCUUCAGAAGGUGGAAAAGGAAUAUCUGGUGGUGCUGUAGCUGGAAUUGUUGUUACAGUGUUAGUGUUUAUCUUCUUGGUCUUGGUUCUCCUUUGGUGGAAAGGCUGUCUGGGUAACAAGACUACAAUGGAUCAAGAUCUGAAAGGUGUAGACCUACAAACUGGUACCUUUACCUUGAGGCAAAUUAAAGCUGCAACAAACAACUUUGAUAAUGCAAAUAAGAUAGGAGAAGGUGGUUUUGGACCUGUUUACAAGGGUAUUUUGUCAGAUGGAACCAUAAUAGCAGUGAAGCAGCUCUCUUCAAAAUCAAAGCAAGGAAAUCGUGAAUUUGUGAAUGAGAUAGGAAUGAUUUCUGCUUUGCAACACCCACAUCUCGUAAGGCUUUAUGGUUGUUGUAUUGAAGGAAACCAGUUACUGCUGAUAUACGAAUACUUGGAAAAUAACAGCCUUGCUCGUGCUUUGUUUGGUCCAGAAGAAUUCCAAUUGAAACUGGACUGGCCAACUAGGCACAAGAUAUGUGUUGGAAUAGCAAGAGGUUUGGCAUAUCUACAUGAAGAGUCGAGAUUGAAGAUUGUUCAUAGAGACAUUAAGGCCACAAAUGUACUACUUGAUAAGGAUCUGAACCCUAAGAUAUCUGACUUUGGCCUGGCCAAGCUUGAUGAAGAGGAGAACACCCACAUAAGCACUCGAAUUGCUGGGACUUAUGGAUAUAUGGCACCAGAGUAUGCAAUGAGGGGUUAUUUGACAGAUAAAGCAGAUGUUUACAGUUUUGGAAUUGUUGCUUUGGAAAUUGUAAGUGGGAAGAGCAACACUAGUUUCAGGCCAAAGGAGGAACGCAUUUAUCUUCUUGAUUGGGCCCUUAUUCUUAAAGCGAAAGGAUGCUUGAUAGAUCUCGUGGACCCAAGGUUGGGAUCAGAAUUCAACAAGGAUCAGGUUAUGGCAAUGAUUAAUGUAGCUCUCUUAUGCACUAAUGAAUCUGCAGAGCUAAGGCCUGCCAUGUCUUCUGUAGUAAGCAUGCUUGAAGGCCAAGCCCCUAUUCAGGAGCUUGUUUCAGAUUCAAGUAUCUCCUCUAGUGAAGUAAGGUACAAGGACAUGAUGAAGUAUUACCAAAGUUUAGAUGAUAAGAGCAUCAGUGAGAGCCAGACUCGGAAUACAUUGAAUGAUGGGCCAUGGACCGGGUCUUCUACAUCUGCCAAUGAUCUUUACCCAAUCAAAUUAGAUUCCAGGUAUUUGAAUGACAGGGAGUAGAGUGGUUUAUGCUACCUUGAUGUGUUUCCGUGAGGCUUAGAUGUAUAUGUUUGGCAUAUUAUUUUCACUUUCCUCAUUUCUUUAUGAUGAUUGGAGACUGGAGAUUUCAUUAUGAAAGAUGGAAGUAUACAAAAUUUGCAAGUUUUAUUCAAAUCUGCGUAGCAUGCAUAAACUUUUAC
Molecule: messenger RNA, 3411 nt
Organism: Nelumbo nucifera (sacred lotus)
Lineage: Eukaryota; Viridiplantae; Streptophyta; Magnoliopsida; Proteales; Nelumbonaceae
Product: putative leucine-rich repeat receptor-like serine/threonine-protein kinase At3g14840
Biological process (GO): protein phosphorylation
Molecular function (GO): protein binding; ATP binding; protein kinase activity
Source: RefSeq, a predicted model, not a curated record